GCCAGGUAGACAACUCACAUACAUCUUCAUGGCAAUUUUAUUGUAGAGAAACACAGAAGUUCUGUGAAAUUAUGCGAGCACUGUUCAUUAACUAAGUAUCGGUCACAUUCAAAACAUCCAAAGAUUAAAUUAAAGCUGCAAACGCUGCACGACACACUCCACAGUAUGGAACCAGAAAUUAGAUGGUGAGAGUGUAUUUUUUGUACGUAUUUCUUAAUACGAAGGAAUUUUCUGCCGUCCAGAAGGGGUACAGGGCAGUUUAAUCUACUUCAAUCUAAUAAAUAUUAAAAUGUACUAUGUCUGUAGGGUGUCUGAAAGGGGUAGGGGGUCAACUUUCAAUUUCCUCUGUAGGAAAGGUGUGGAUGUUUCCUGGAACUGAUGACCCAUAAUACACAUUCUUGAAUGUUGAAAGUUGGCUGGCCAAUAUGUUGAAGAUUUAAUAGAAAAUUAAUAUCAUGAAAUUAUCUAAUAAACACCCAAUCCCCCUGAUAAACAUCCUGUAUGUAAUCGACACCCUUAUUAAACCAGAAUUGUAAUAGGUACCCCUCACACGCCACUUAUCUAAUAAACACCCCUUGAGUUAAUUAAGCAAUUAUGCUUAUUUACAGCAUUAACCCCUUAACCUGUUAAUUGCAUAUUGCCCCCUAAUGUGUCCUAUUUUAUUAUAAUUUGACUCUGUCUAACACCAGAUGAUUUUACUGGUCAAAUGGAGAGUGCUGGCGCUAGAUUGGUUGAUCAGACUAUCUGCAUGCGGUAGUUAACCCAUUAAGUUGCAACGAUUUUACUCGUCAAAGGGAAGGUCUUGUGCACCAAUGGGUUUAACCUGUCCCUUAUCAAACAAAUGCUCCUAAUCUCUAAGUGACAGAAGCACCCCUUAUCUAGAACAGCGGACUAGAUACCCGAAGAUGGGGUUUGAAUCCUGCUCAGGACGAUGUGGAAUCGUUGUUCUCUACGUCAGAAUAGUAUGAAACUAGUUUUCAUAUAUAGUGUUUAAUGUUAACCCAUUGAUUGCAGCACUCUCCCCUUGAUGAGUAUAGAAUUGUCUGUUGUUAGACAGAGUAAAAUAUGCAUUAUUGCCACAUAGGGUGAUGCUCAAUUCCAGCAGUAUUUUUCAGGUCAAUCAGAAUACUGUGUGAGAUGCUGGAACAGCUACAACUCGAGGCUGUGUUUGCAUGGUUGUCCACGCUGGGUGGAGCUCAUUCCGCGUUAGGAGAUUAUUUCAAUAAAAAUGUAAUUAUUGACGUUGUAAUUAAUAAACUAAACUUUAUUUAUACUGGAUAGCUUUAUCUGUUCUGAACUGUUCUCCGGUUCUCCCGAGUCCUAGAAAUCCAGUAAGGUUUAUCCAUUAUUGAUCCAGUAGUGUUACUACAGGAGGAAACCUAAACUAACUUUAUUUUAUUGGAUAGUUCUACCAGUUCUAAACUGUUCUUCCUGGAGGUCCAGUAAGGGUCAUACUUUAUGGGUCCGCCGUUACUACAGAAGCAAACCUGAAAACAUUUUAUUAAACCUAAUCAGAAACAGCUGCGAAAAAUGCAACUGAACCUGCGAUUCCGCUGCAGCGCUCUAACCAACUGAGCUACAGUACAGAAUCUAGUUGUCGAACCCUAACCACAAGUAUCCCAAAGGUCGCGGGUUUGAUUCCCACCGUGGCCAAGCAAACUAUUCAGCUUGCCCGGUGUGGAUGCACAUUGCACCAUAGAAAUAAUAGACAUAGAAUGCGCACCGAUGACGAAUCAUGUCUCCACUUUUUCACCGUGCGGCACCUUUUGAAUGCGCCAUUUUGAAUGCGCCAUUUUGAACGCUAUUUUGAAUUUACGAAAUAAACGUAACUUUCGUCAACCAAUUUACAAAAUACAAACCAAACGUGUUCAAACAAAACUCGAAAGCCUCGCUCCUCGUGCAAAAGUUCCAGAACCGCGCAAGAUUCUUCACUGCAGGAGUCUGGACCGAGUAAAAUGCCCUUUUCAAUGCGCCAUUUUGUGGAGACAAAGUUUGGACUGAAGCGAGAUAGGAGCACGCAUUCUAUGUCUAUUAUUUCCAUGAUGCACACUCGCAGUAACAUCACAAAGUUCAUGUAGCCACUAGCUUCAUUCUAACCACAAGUUUAUUUAAAUAAAUGUAUAAUUACAAAAUUUACACUCCAUAAUUUCCAUAUACAAAACCCUUCAACUAUAUUAUUCAUGCAUGGAGUGACACGCCAAAAAACCCCUUGAUAUUUACCCAUAGUAGUAUAUAUACAUGAACUUGUGGUUAGAGGUCGACAACUGGACUCUGUAGCUCAGUUGGCAAGGCGCUGCACUGGAAUCACAGGUUCGAUUCCUGCCAGAGGACGUAUGGUUGUAUUUUUCGCAACUGCUCCUGGUUUAUAGCUUAGCAUAUAAGUCUAUUAGUUCUAAACCGUUCUAUAGCCUUCCAUCCAAUGCACCCGAUCAGGGGCGUAGGAAGCAAUGGGGGGCAGAAGAAAAAUUUUCCCGUCGUGCCAUACCGAAAUUGCACGUUUUUGACCAAAUUUUUUUAAAAAACUUGGAAAUUUCCAAACAAAAAGGGCACCUUUGAUGUUAAUUUAGUAUUUACAGCGACAUUAGCUUGUACAAAAAGGACACUUUUCAUCACAAAAAAGGGCACUUUUCAUCACAAAAAAGGGCACUGUUAGUCCCCCCCCCCCGGGUUCCUACGCCCCUGCACCCGAUAUUAUUUUGCCCUGGCCAAUGCCAGAAGAUUUUAUUUGUCAAGGAGAAAGCUCGCGGACUAAUGGAUUAAAUUGAAAAAAAUUCUGAAAUGUGAAUGAGUCGCGUACAAAAUGAUAAGCGGAAAACUGCAUAAUGAACGUGUCCCAGGGCUUUCUAGGGAACAAGACAAUUUACCAAUUUUGGAAUGGGAACACGGGAACAAACCAUGUAUGCGUGGGCAACAAGAGAACAUUGUGAAAUCUUUGUGGAAAGCAAGGGAACGAAGCCAAAGGAAAAUUUCAAAAGGAAACACAGAGGCUUUCCCCCUAGGAGAAAUUGAACGCUGAUCAGAACCACACCCUAACACAAAAUCCUAUCACUUCUCAAUUUAAUUUCUAGGCAGAAGUUGCAUGGGAGUUAUCACUGAAACAGCUGUAUAUAGCAAUAAAGAUUGGAGAGCCAGCACUAGCUGCUCAUUGUAAACUCUUUAUGUCUAUCAGCUUGAUGCAAAGAGGGCAUUAUUCUGCAGCUUCGAAAAUUAUCAGGUAAGUAGAAAUACUGUAGUCUGUCCUGUCGAGUGUGGGUGGGCCUGUAUGUUACUUGUUAGAUAUUUGUGGAUAACAUGCGAGCAUUUGACUCGUCAAGUAGCCAAGGAACCAAUCAGUAAGUCGGACCGUAACAACUGACUAGCUUGUAAACUGAUCCGAGUGGUGGAUUCCGGAAGGUUUUUUUCAGGGGGGUGCUGUGCGAGCAGCCAAGCACACCGGAACCAAUGAAAGUGCACCUAUAGUAGUUUCUUGGUUACAAUUUCCAGAAUGUUGAAUAAAUAUAAUUUACUAAUUAUAUAAAAUAUAAAUACCGAUUCUCUUAUGCUGUGAUUGUGUGAAAAUAUUUGACUGUUUUCUAACUUAUAUUUCAAAUAUUUUUGCAGCAAAAUUAACAAUUUGCUUUAUUCAAUCAAAGUAUCAAUCCAAACCAACCACCAAAACCAGACCCGCUAGUAUUUUGAACUAGUGUUAUGGUGCUGCCUUGAAUUCAAAAACUUAAGUUAGUCUAAUGAAGACUGAUACCAAACUUUGAAUAACUCAAGUUGACCAACGCCAACAGGGGUGUACCCCUACUAUAAAUCCACCACUGAACUGAUCCCUGUUCUGCCAGCCAACAAGCGAGUGAAUGAGUCGACAUUUUACGUAUUUAGAUCAGUUUCAAGAAGCAUAGUAAAUGAUAAAAGAUUACAAGAACGAAGGGUAAGGUUUUAUCUAGUAAUUAUUAACAGCUAUAUACUUUUAACUUGUGUCAUUCGCCUACACAGUCUUUAUUUAAAGUGCUUAUGACACGAAAUUUCACAUGGCUAUAUAACCUCUUUGGAAGAAUACUAUUUAGUCUUGUAGCUCUCUUCUUUCCCGAGAUAUUCAACUUGUUUGUGCAUAUAGUCUGCGAGCAGGCUCUCAAGGUAAAAUUAGAUUUCAUUUCACCUUGAAAGCCUGCUCGCAGGCUACACUGCAUACAGAAUGUUUAUCUUGCAGAGUAACGAUAACAAAUAUUUAAAAGUGUGCUUAUAUGUGCACAAACCAUUUAAUCAGCAGGUCUUCGUAUCUGGGUGUGGAAUAUUUUAACCAAUUUCAAAAUUAACGAUGUUCCUCAAAAACCUGAUGGCGUCAUGCAGUGUGAUGUCAUACUGAUAUUUGCAUGUGAAACAAAGUUGAAUAUGUCGGGAAGGAAAAGAACUACAAAGUAUUCUACCAGAGAGGUUAUACAGUCGUUUUAAGUGAUCUUUGCAAAGCAAUCAAGAAAAGAUUGGAUGACAUUUCGUAUCUCUUUUUACCCAAUGCACCCUCAAAUAUCAAUUAAAAAAUAAAUACCCACCCCUGUCCAGAAACGUUACAAAAGGACACUAUUCAGUUGUCACACAUGUCCUUUACCACUUCUGUGACACAAUUUUGAGAACUACUUAACAAUGUGCAAUUUUCUGUAGUCUAAAGUUUCAUGUUGUCUGCACAUGCACUUUCUUUGGAGACACCAUUUGUCUCCUGACAAAUCGGAAAAUGGCCAAGAUAGUGACUCUGAUUGAUUUACAUAUUGUAUUGACAUAUGACUGUUGACAUUGCUUUUUGGUCUUAACUGAUUUAAGGAGUCGUGCUUUGGAAAUGACAAUCAAUUUUUAUUACUCAACCCUUGAGUUGUUUUGUUUUUCGUCAACCCAACCUUUUACUCACUAAAAAAAUUGUUCACCCAGCACUUUUCUCUUUGGUGCCACCCCCCGCCAUAAAUAAUGACCGGCCCUUAAACUGUUCUCACGUGCAAUAAUUACAAAAUCUAUUUCUGCAUUUCAGUUGAUAAAUUGUUGCAAAGCUGCAAAGGUCAGGUUAAAAUACAUCAGACAAGAAAGAAAAGAAACGCGAAAUGGUAUCCAUAGUGAAGAUAUGACGAAUUCAGGUAUUCCAAGUUCGCCUCUAUUUAAAGAUUAAAUAUUAAAGAUUAACAGUUCGGCUAAUCUAGUGAAUGAUACCAAUUGAUCGUGUUUAUUCAAACUAAACUACAUCAACUAAGCCGGCGGAGGUAAUUUGCAGAACGCGACUUCUGUACUUCCGCUCAGCUUUUACGGGGUUAGGACCCUAACUCUAACACUUUCGGACAGCUUUUACGUAUCACCGCUGAGCGAAAGUACAGAAGUCGCGUUCUACAUUCUGCAAAUUACCCCUGCCCUCAACUAAGCCAUACUCCACAACACUCAAUAGUCUGUAACAUUCUUCAGGGCUUUCAAAACAAGCCAGCGGGUGUCAUGAGAUUCACUACCGGCUACUUUGUUUAAACUUUUAAGCAAUGGCAAAGAAAUAGCAACAAUAAACUCACAAAGUAACUAUUGCCAACAAAUAGCUACAACUACCAAUGCGAUGAAGGAGAAAUGUUUAUUGGAAAUUUCUCUUCUGAUUCUAAUCUGCAUUUACCAAUUGAUGCCUUCUUAAUGUUACAGAUAUCCUUCAGACAAGAACUUAAAGCAUACUGUUCAACUAAUUGUCCAAGAAAAAUCUGUACAUCAAAAGAUGACAAUAUUUUUAAUACGGUCAUAAAUUAUUUCCUAAGACUUAGUAAAUAUAUUCCUGUAUUGAAGGCAGCCAAAGAAAGAUUAUGAAAGCCCUGAUCAGAUCUAAAUGCAUCUAAUCUACCCGGUUAACCAAUCAAAUGCUUUUGAGCAUGAGAGGUAGUGGAAGUACAUGAGGGGUAGUAGUAGUGGAAGUACAUGAGGGGUAGUAGUAGUGGAAGUACAUGGGAUAGUAGUAGUGGAAGUACAUGGGAUAGUAUUAGUGGAAGUACAUGGGAUAGUAGUAGUGGAAGUACAUGGGAUAGUAGUAGUGGAAGUACAUGGGAUAGUAGUAGUGGAAGUACAUGGGAUAGUAGUAGUGGAAGUACAUGGGAUAGUAGUAGUGGAAGUACAUGAGAUAGUAGUAGUGGAAGUACAUGGGAUAGUAGUAGUGGAAGUACAUG
Molecule: messenger RNA, 6155 nt
Organism: Paramuricea clavata
Lineage: Eukaryota; Metazoa; Cnidaria; Anthozoa; Malacalcyonacea; Plexauridae
Source: the annotation of a GenBank genome assembly